AUGGCCGAUACCCAGAAAGCAAUGGACCUGAGAAUGCUGAGACUCUUGCAAAACUGUAAAACUAUGAGAGAACUGAAGCAAACCCACCUUCAGGUUCUCAUGAAUGGCCUUAGCGGUAGCGAUUUGGUACUACCUAAGCUUAUUGCUCUUGCCUCGGAGCUUGUUUCCCUUGACUACGCGGUUCGUGUAUUUCGAAAUUCUCAGCACCCAAAUGUGAUUUCCUAUAAUACUAUGAUCAAAUGCUUUAUUCGAAAGACCCAUCAAGGCGCAUUGCGUAUUUACCAUCAAAUGAAGGCGUUCACGAUUGCACCGAAUAGUUUCACCUUUACGUUUCUUUUGAGGUGUUUGGAGCCGUUUGAAGCUCUAGAAGAUGGUAGAGCGGUUCAUGGUGAUAUUGUGAAGCUAGGAUUUGGUUCAAGUGUCUUUGUUCAGAAUACCCUUUUGGAUUUCUAUGCCAAAUGUGGUCGGAAUUUGGAUUUGGCUCGUCGGGUGUUUGAGGAAAUGCAUGAGAGAGAUGUUGUUUCAUGGAAUUCAAUGAUUGGUGCGUUCUUGGCUCAUGGGGAGAUAGAAUAUGCUAUUGGAUUGUUUGAUUCGAUGCCUGAGAGGAACAUUGUGACAUGGAAUUCUGUUGUUUCUGGGCUUUCUAAGGCCAGAAGUAUGGAAUUGGCUCAUUCAGUCUUUGAUAGGAUGCCUGAAAAAAAUGAGGUUUCCUGGAAUUUGAUGAUUUCCGGCUAUGUACGGUUGGGUGAUGUCGAAUCUGCACAGUGUAUUUUUGAUCAGAUGUCAGAAAGAACUGUAGUUUCUUGGACGGCUAUGAUAUCCGGGUACACUAUGAAUGGUGAUCUAGAAUCUGCAAGAAACAUUUUUUGUCAGAUGCCAGUUAAGAAUACUGUCUCUUGGAACGCUAUGAUUGCUGGUUAUGUACAUAAUCAUGAUUUUGAUCAAGCUCUUAAUGUGUUUCAUCAGAUGUUAAUUGAUGGUAAGUGCAGGCCUGAUCAGACAACUUUGGUCAGUAUACUCUCGGCCUGUUCUCACUUGGGGUCUCUUGAACAUGGGAAAUGGAUUGAUUCUUAUAUUAAGAGAAACAAGUUUGAAUUGUCUCUUUCUUUAGGCAAUGCUCUGAUAGACGUCUUUGCAAAGUGUGGAGAUGUACAAAACGCAAAAGCAGUUUUUGAUAAGAUGGCUAAAAGAUGUGUUAUUACAUGGACAACAAUGAUUUCAGGUCUAGCUGUUAAUGGUCAGUGUAAAGAAGCACUAGCUCUCUUCGAUAGGAUGCAUGAAGAAAGAAUUAAGCCAGAUGAUGUCCUUUUCAUUGCUGUUCUGUCAGCUUGCACUCAUGGAGGGUUGGUGGAAGAAGGAAGAAGGGUAUUUGACCGGAUGGUUCAGGAGUUUGACAUGGUACCCCGAAUUGAGCAUUAUGGUUGCGUGGUUGAUCUUCUGGGCCGUGCAGGGAGGUUGGAAGAAGCAGUAAGAUUCAUUGAAGGCAUGCAUUUGGAGCCAAAUGCUGUCAUUUGGGCCACUCUACUAGGUUCGUGUAAGAUUCAUGGGAACAGGGGUAUGUUAGAGUCUGUAACCAGAAAGAUUAUGGAGCUGGAACCUUCAAAUCCUAGCUAUCUAAUGCUAAUUUCGAAUUUGAGCGCAUCAAUUGGACAGUGGAGAGAUGCUUUGAUCUCUCGGGUAGCAAUGAGACAGCAAGGCAUGGAAAAAGUUCCUGGUUGUAGCUCAAUCCAAGUAGGGGAUAAGGUCCAUGAGUUUCUAGCCAAGGAUACAAGCCAUGAGCAAAGAAAGGAAAUCUAUUGGGUUUUAAAUUGUUUAAAUGGACACUUGAAAGCAGUACUUGAUGGAUCACAGGAAAAUCUCAUGGUUCAUUGCACUAAGAACAGUCGCUUCCCUGUGGAUGGUUUGGAUAGUAUGCGCUAUGAGAAAGCUGAGAAUUAA
Molecule: messenger RNA, 1938 nt
Organism: Corylus avellana
Lineage: Eukaryota; Viridiplantae; Streptophyta; Magnoliopsida; Fagales; Betulaceae
Source: RefSeq, a predicted model, not a curated record